Messenger RNA from Octodon degus (degu), 503 nucleotides. RefSeq names its product acyl-CoA binding domain containing 7 (gene Acbd7). Gene Ontology annotation, biological process: fatty acid metabolic process. Gene Ontology annotation, molecular function: fatty-acyl-CoA binding. NCBI's taxonomy places the organism in Eukaryota, Metazoa, Chordata, Mammalia, Rodentia, Octodontidae. The coding region runs from base 27 to 332 and encodes 101 amino acids. The transcript has 4 exons. The record is from RefSeq and is a predicted model, not a curated record.
GGGAUCGCAGGUGUCGUCCGGUCGACAUGUCGCUGCAGGCUGACUUCGAUAAGGCCACAGCAGAGGUGAGGAAGCUGAAAUCAAGACCAGAGGAUGAGGAACUGAAAAAACUCUACGGGCUCUACAAACAGGUUGUCAUAGGGGACAUCAACAUUGCGUGUCCUGCAAUGCUAGAUUUAAAAGGAAAGGCCAAGUGGGAAGCAUGGAACCUCCAAAAAGGGUUGUCCAAGGAAGAUGCCAUGAUUGCCUAUAUUUCUAAAACAAAAGAACUGAUUGAAAAGUAUGGAAUUCAGAAUUCAUCGGGGGAGGAUUUUCCUUCGAAGCCUUCGUAACGGUAUCAUGAGCUAAUAUUUAGGGGACGGCAUUGUUGACUCCGUGUCGUGGAUAUGUUUGCUGUCAGCGUGAACUAGGAGUAUGUUGAGUUUUACUUUCUUAAACCAGGUGACUUUAAAUGUUCUUCUGCGGGGUGUGGUGACGCACACCUGUAAUCCCAGCACUUGGGA